This is a messenger RNA of Saprolegnia parasitica CBS 223.65, 1286 nucleotides long. RefSeq lists its product as hypothetical. Gene Ontology annotation, cellular component: endoplasmic reticulum. The transcript has 6 exons. Gene Ontology annotation, biological process: endoplasmic reticulum unfolded protein response. Gene Ontology annotation, molecular function: protein binding. Bases 33 to 1226 code for a protein of 397 amino acids. The record is from RefSeq and is a predicted model, not a curated record. NCBI's taxonomy places the organism in Eukaryota, Oomycota, Saprolegniomycetes, Saprolegniales, Saprolegniaceae.
CUAGAAAGGCAACCUCGGACGUGCGGUGACCGAUGCUGGAUCUGCUGCUGCCGCUUCUGCUGCUGGCCGCCUUGGCCUACGUGGGCUACCUCGUCGUGGGCCAAGCGCCAAAGAAGCUAAAGAAGGAAGACGCUGUCGUCAAGGAGAAGCCAAAGGAGAAGCUUCCAGAGAAAGCCAAAAAGCCCGCGACAAAGCCCCAAGGCAAGACGCCGACUGUGGCCGCGCCUAGCGCCAAGCACGCCGACCAUGCGCUCCUCGCGCAUGUCCUCAAGGGCCACACGGGUCCGAUCACAGCGGCGACGUUUAGCCCCAACGGCCGCUUCAUUGCGACCGCGUCGACCGACCGAUCGGUACGCUUGACGCUGCGCGAGUCGUUGGGUGCCAAGAACCCUACGUUCAAGACGAUCAACCUCCCGUACGACUACUCGACGGUCUGCAGCUUUAGCUCGGACGGCAAGACGCUCGGGGUCGCGACCGCCGACGGCCAAAACGUCCUGCUCUACAGCAAGUUUAAGACCAAGCCCGAGGUCGUCGGUUCGUUUCCCGUCGGCCACAACGUGCUUUCGCUGCUCCUCAACGACAUUGGUGACGAGUGGAUGACGCUGCUCACGGUCGGUCGUGACGACGACACUGACAUCAAGUGCUGGAACACGUCGGGCACGCUGCUCCAGACGACCAGUGUCAACCAGAUCCAAAACUUCCACGGCGUCCAGUCGCUCGACAACCGGUUCAUUGCCGUCGCCGCGUACACGCCCGAGGUCAAGAUUUACGAGAUCCAGCGCUCCAAGACGGGUGCGUUCGUGAAGCUCCACAAGGCCAUGGCUCUCCAAGGCCACACGAGCGGUGUGACGGACAUUGCCUUUGACGGCUCGGACCAAAAGCCUGUCAACCGCAUCGUGACGGCGUCCAAGGAUGGCACCGUCCGCAUCUGGGACAUCAACGUGCGCUACAAGCUCGAGGAAGACCCCAAGUGCAUCAAGACGUUCCAGGCGCCGAGCGGGCACUACUCGACCGUGGACAUCACGCCCAACGGAGAGUGGAUCGCCAUGACGCAGGGCAGUACGCUCUUCUUCCUCGACGUGGCGACCAUGACCAUCCGCCACGAAGUGCCGCAUGCGCAAGACGACGCGAUCUCACGCAUUCAAUUUGACGCGGCGGGCGCCGAGUUGCUCGUGCAAGGCACAACGUCCCGCGUUAUCAAGGUCUACCGCGUGCCAAAGGCCUAGCUAGUCUUGGGCGUUUGCCGUCAUGUCGGCGAGCACGGGUAUUAACUUUUCCUGGAGCCA